AUGGCUUGUCUGGUGGGCGGUGAUGAAGACGGGCAGGUGAAAAGUGAAGUCGGAAGCUCAGUGCAGAAGAUCACAUUUCUCUACAACUUCGUGCCUUCUGCUUGUCCAAAGAGCUACGGCUUCAAUGUCGCCCAUUUGGCUCAAAUCCCUGAUGAAAUUAUCAACAAGGGCAUUGUGAUGGCCAAGGAGUUUGAGAAGUCUACUCUGGUUUUUACUUGUCUUCGGGACGUUCUAUCGGGAAAGAUGACUCGCGAACAGGCUCAACUUUGGCGUAUGAAAUUGGCGAAUUUGAGUCGCGAGAAGAUGUACGGUCGCUCUGACCAAAAGUGCACUUAG
Molecule: messenger RNA, 336 nt
Organism: Rodentolepis nana
Lineage: Eukaryota; Metazoa; Platyhelminthes; Cestoda; Cyclophyllidea; Hymenolepididae
Source: the annotation of a GenBank genome assembly